CGCAAUGCAGUCAAUACGCUGUUCUAGAACCACGAAAAUGAACGAAGACCCUGCUCUGUACUCAAAACACUGUCGCCGGCAAAAAUUAGACGCCAACCAUUUCCUUGAUACUUAUUUCAGACUGCUAGAUGUGAAAAACGACGCUAUAAUUUUAGACGUGGGUUCGGGUGAUGGUACAGUAACCCUUGAAGCUCUACUUCCACGCUUACCCAACUUCAGCAAACUCGUCGUUUCCGACGUUUCUGAAAAAAUGGUACAAUUCGCCAGAGGCAGGUUCAACGACGCCCGAAUCCAAACCGUUCGGAUGAACAUCGCCGACAACAACGACAGUUUCACAGGUUAUUUCGACCACAUUUUUUCGUUUUAUUGCUUGGACAUGGUUCCAGAAGAGAGGACCCCUCAAGCCAUACGAAACAUCUUCGAAAUGCUAAAACCUGGAGGAAACUUUUUCGGGACGCUUAUAGUGGAUGCAACCCUUUACAAAUUUUGCGAUAGCAUGAUCCAGGACAACAAGUGGCCACGGGCUAUGGCAGAUUUUCUAAAAGUUAUUUCCCACUACCGAGACUCGGACAACCCCGAAGACAAGUUUAGAUUUUUUUUGGAAAACGCAGGCUUCGAGGUUCAAGUUUGCAAACACGAGAAACGAAAUUUCACGUAUGUGGGUUUCAAGAAUUUUUUGGAUUACGCUUUGUCGAUUUUUCCUGUUCCGAAGGUUUCGCAAGAGGAACGGGCGAAAUUCGUUGAAGAUUUUGAAGACACUGUUAGACAGCGCAAUUUUGAUGAUAUUGACAACGUUCAGUUUUUUUAUAGCGUUUUGGUGGUUUGUGCCUCAAAACCUGGUAAAUAAAUUGUUUAGUUAGUUAAGUUUUGUUUAAUAGAGUGGUUUAGACGCACAAGCAGUCAACAUUGUGUACAUU
Messenger RNA from Zophobas morio, 917 nucleotides. RefSeq names its product juvenile hormone acid O-methyltransferase-like. Bases 5 to 847 code for a protein of 280 amino acids. The record is from RefSeq and is a predicted model, not a curated record. The transcript is spliced from 3 exons. NCBI's taxonomy places the organism in Eukaryota, Metazoa, Arthropoda, Insecta, Coleoptera, Tenebrionidae.